CAGAGCUUGUUAACGCAUCAGGAGCGAAUUCUCAAGUCAUUCUUUAUCAUAAAUCUCCACUGAUCAUAAUCUAAGUAGUGCAAUACCAAUGGCCGAGUCUGUUGUUUCGUCUGUGGGCCAGACAAUAGGAAAGCUGCUCAUCGACGAGGCCAAAUUCUUGAGGGGCGUGGAGGGCAAGGUCGAGGACCUGCACAGGGAGCUGAGGCUGAUCCAGUGCUUGCUAAGGGAUGCGGAUGCGAGACGAGAGCACAACCAAACUGUUGGAGAAUGUGUUGCACAACUCCGAGACUUUGCCUAUGAUGCCGAGGACAUCAUCGAGAGAUACAUCCUCAGAGUCGCGCUGAAAAAGGGACAAAACAUCAUCAAAGCGUAUGCUUGCUUCAUGGCGAAAUGCGCGUGCAUGCAGGUUCAUGUGGUGGGGACAGAGAUUGAGGGCUUAAAAUCUCGCAUCUCCAAUCUUAGAACGAGCAUGCUGGCUUUUGGCACACAACCUGCGAAUGAGGGUGAACACAAACGCACGAGAGCUUCGAUGCUGAAAUGGAACUAUGAACAUUUCAAGGAGGAUUUUGUUGGGAGGAAAGAUAGUAUUGAGGAAUUGGUGAAAGAGUUGUUGAAUGACGGAAAAAAGCACAGCGUUAUUUUUAUAUGGGGAAUGGGUGGUUUGGGUAAGACCUCACUCGCAAAGAAAGUCGUCGCUCAUGACAAAGUCAAGAACAAUUUCGAUGGUUUCGCUUGGGCUUGCAUAUCUCAAGAAUACCACAUGGGAGAUAUCUUGGAGGGAAUUCUUGUUAAGUUGAUCCCUGAUCAAAGAAAGAGGGUUAUGGAGAUGAAAGAUGACGAAUUGUUCAAAACUCUAUAUGAGAUUCAGCAAGAGAAGAGAUGUAUCGUGGUUCUUGACGAUAUUUGGACCAAAGAGGCAUGGGACAGUCUUCGAGCUGCAUUUCCGAUUGAGAACACAAAAAGCAAGCUAUUGAUAACGACCCGCAAUAGAGACGUAGCGGAGUACAUAGAUCUUCAAGGUCUUUUCCAUGAACUUCGAUGCUUAUCAGACCAGGAGAGUUGGGAUCUCCUAAAGAAGAGAGCGUUCCCUGAAAUGAAAGGAUUAGAUAUUGAACUCUCUUCUGUUGGACUUGGAGUUGGUCAAGGUAUUACAACGGGCCAAACUGUAAAACGUAUCGCAAGACAGUCAGAGACGGAGGGACAACUACCAGUAAUUACUGAACACAUGAAGACUAUAGGAGAUGAACUCCUUAAGAAGUGUGGAGGAUUACCCCUGGCUGUCAUUGUGCUUGGUGGACUUCUGGCGGUCAACGAGUGGGAGACGGUUUACAAAAAGAUCAAUUUGCAUUUUGGCGAUAAGAGUGAUGUGUCAAAAGUGUUGGCCUUAAGCUAUGACGAUCUACCAUGGCAUCUAAAGCCAUGCUUCCUGUAUUUGGGUAGCUUUCCGGAGGAUGCAGAAAUUCCCGCAACAAAGGUUCUUCACAUGUGGAUUGCUGAAGGCUUUGUGUCGCUGAAUCUAUAUGACGAAGAGAGAGAAAUUCAAGUGGAAGAUAUAGCAAAGCAAUAUUUAAUGGAGUUGGUUAGCAGGGGGAUGGUUCAAGUACGAUUCAACUGGAGUGGAAAGAUCAAAACCUGCCACCUUCACGACCUCAUGCGAGACUUAUGCAUCUUUAAGGCUACGCAAGAGAGUUUUCUAAGCAUUUUUAACAUUCGGCAGGACAAUGAGACGGAGGAUUGUUCUUCUUCGACAGCAAUAAAAGUCGAGUCAACUUGCAAAAUACGAAGGCUUUCGCUCAAUAUGCACGAGAGUGCCGAAGGAAACAUGUUUUCGAGCAUAAAACCAAUAGAAAGGACUAUACUCCACCUUCGAACUUUCAUGUUCUUCGGAUUUGUCCAAGGGAAGUGGAAGCAAUUUCAACCAAUUUUUAUCAAUUGUAAGUUUCUCAGAGUUCUGAAACUGGAGGAUCUUUCUGGUAUGAGAGGAAAAUUACCUAAAUCAGUGGGAGACCUAAUCCAUUUAAGAUUCUUAAGUUUAGCGGGAAGUGAUAUUAAGGACUUGCCGCAAUCUAUAGGGAACCUUAUAUGGAUGGAAUUUUUGGACCUGCGUGUGGCUUCAUCUGCUUGGGUAAUCGUGCCAAAUCUGUUGCGUAAGAUGAGAAGGUUGAGGUGUCUCCACCUUCCCACCUUUUUUGUUGUCAAGGGGAAACUUCAUGGAGAGCGGAAGAAGUUGCGGUUUGACACUUUAAAGAAUUUACGGACACUGAUAAACUUUAAUCCGUUUAAUUGUGAUGUGAACGAUAUAGGCAAACUGACUAAUUUGCAAAAACUGACCGUCGAUGGUGGCAAGGAGUUGGAGAUAAUGCCACAACUUGCUAAAUUCGCUUUGAAACAUCUUCGAACCUCAUCUUUUAUGUUCAUCAGCCGACAUCCUGACUCGUUCACUGAAGGUGAAUUGAGUAAAAUGUCAAGCUAUCCAUAUUCCUGUAAGCUGUGGAUAAGGGGAGACAUAGAGAAGUUACCAGAGCAUAGGAAUUUACCCCAGCAGCUGAGGAAGCUGGUCUUAUUGAAGUCUUUUCUGGAAGAAGAUCCGAUGCCAAUAUUGGAGAGAUUGCAGCACUUGGUUGUUCUCAUGCUGGGGCGUUGGGCUUUCACUGGGAAGGAAAUGGUUUGCUCCGCGGGAGGCUUUCCUCAACUCAAGCAUUUAGGUCUUUAUUAUAUGGAGAAUUUGGAGGAGUGGAGGGUGGCUGAAGGAGCCAUGCCUCAUCUUUCUCGAUUAGGGAUCAUCGAAUGUCCCAAAUUGAGGACGGCGGUGCCUCGAGGAGUCCACACCUACGACAGUUCUCAAGAAAUUUGGGAUGAGCUUCGUAAGACGAUGUGAGAUAGAGAGAUAUUGAUGUGGGUGGUCAGGGGUGGCCUCAGCUGUCUUGUGGGUUGUCAGGGGGUGGGCUUGAGGACUUCAGUGGGGAAAUCUGUUUGUUUCGCUCGCCGUCGAGAUGCGUCGCGACUUUGCUCAUGGAAGAUUGCAAAGUUCUCGCUGAGGAGGUGCAGCGAAUUCAAUGCGAUGCUUCUCCAGAAGACAGCUGAUGGGAGGCAUAUACGAAGAGAAUAAGGGUCAUCGCUUGUGGUGUUGAAGACGCCAUCGUGAAAGCAGCUUGCUUUGGCGAGGAGAGGAGAGCAGAUUCGAUCAUUUCCAUAGUGCUGGUCAGAUGUUUGACGAAAUGCGCAUCGAUGAAAUUGCUGGAUGUAGCAAGAAAACAAUAUGAUGAUGCCAAUUGGUGACGCUCGGCAAUUGUUGAUGCUCUCCUGUGACCGAGAACUUGCGGUAUAUAUCGAGGAGGUAAACAUUAUGAGAGGAUUUUGGCUUUCUCUGCCUGGAAUUGUAUUCUCGAUUGACCAAUUAAGUCAAAAAGAUAAUAUCCGCUCCAGCAUCAGUUCAGACCUUCGAAGGGGUCUCAUAAAAUCUCUUUUAUCAAGUUGCUAAUCUAUGUCCUCUUCAACUAUUAUGAUUGUUUAUCUUCUUUUGGAAUCACAGACUGAUGUUAAACUAACACUUACCACAUCGAUGUGUCAUUUGGCACUUGUUGUCACUCUGCUGAGUUCAAACUUGGCAAGGUGUGCUCGGUAAUGAAGCCACGUGCUUGAAAAAGUGUUUCGUAGUAUGUGGAAGAAUUUAUCCACGUAAAAGCUACAUUGUGGAGCCUGACCAAUUACAUAUGUUAUCUGUUGGACUGCAGGAGCAUCCCGAGUGGCAGAUUAAGAGCAGGUUUGUGUAUUUUCAAAAGCGCAAGAAUCUGCAUCUUCGAAGGAAAUUCCUUCCCUGCAGCUUAGUAUGACGUUGAGUUACGCAAGAGAGCCGGAGCAGAUUGUUUAGGAUCUACUGCAGUGCAUGGUGGUUUGCACUGAUAUUUGCACACUUUGAAGAUUGGUUAUUUUGUACUAAUGGCAUCUCAUCCCUCUUGCCCAUUUCGAAAAAUUUGAUAUUUAUUUUUAGUGCUCAUAACCAUUUCAUUGUUGACCACAAUUUUGCAUUUGAUUAGUAGGAUAUUUUCCUUGUCUUACCUACUUACUUGGAAGAAUCAGAAACCAAAAUCAGUGUUGUCACAUGGAGAUGGACAACAUAAAGAAUGUAUACGUCGCUCUUAAAAUAUCUAACCCUACGAAUAGGCCUAGAUACAAUUAGGUUUAAUUUGUUAUAGGAGAAUCGAAUCUAUGCACACUUGGUGA
Messenger RNA from Syzygium oleosum, 4224 nucleotides. Its product is annotated as probable disease resistance protein RF45. The record is from RefSeq and is a predicted model, not a curated record. Gene Ontology annotation, biological process: defense response to other organism. NCBI's taxonomy places the organism in Eukaryota, Viridiplantae, Streptophyta, Magnoliopsida, Myrtales, Myrtaceae. The coding region runs from base 89 to 2878 and encodes 929 amino acids. The transcript has 4 exons. Gene Ontology annotation, molecular function: ADP binding.